AGUCGUCGGCGCGUGAUAAUGUGAAGCGAGUUGGACGGGAGUGAAGUUUUCUUUGUUCAUGCGAAAAUUUUUAUAUUGCCGCGACGGACGUGUAUUUUGUGAGCGCGCAAGCCGAAUUGUUAAAAUUUCUUGAUAAGGAAGUGCGAAAAUCGUAUUUAACAAACCAAUAUAUUUGUGUGCUUGUGAAAUUAAGGGGGACCAACCUCCUGUUAAGGGGCUCCCAGCGAGCUGCGCAAUAGAGUUGGGAAAAAUAUUUGCUUAAACGACACACCUACAUGCGUUCCUACGGAUACAAAUAAAAAGACAAAAUAAUAAAUUAAAGCCGAUCCGAUAUUAACUAUUAUUUCAAUACGAGUAAUCUCUUCUAUUCGUUUUAAACGCUAAUUUUAAAUCACAUAAAUUCGUGUAUACAUAACUGUUGUCAGAUCUGAAAAACAGCGCGUAAAAGGAAUACGCAAAAUUAAGUUGAAUAUUUGCAAAGGAACAUGUCGAAAAGAAAAAGUGCUACAAAAUAAUUAUGCAUUGUGCAUGUGCAUGAGUACAUGUAUAAAUGUAAGUGCCAAAGAAGCAAAAGCUAAGCCGUGAAUGUAGACGCCACUCCUUUUGCGAAAAAAAAACAAAUGAAAUGUAAAAAGGUGGCGUCGAAUGUGCGUGGAUAGAGAUUGAGCGAGAGCUGCUGCGCCGGAGUUGAACUUUGCAUAUGCAUACAUACAAACGAAUUUGGGGUGUGUGUGUGUGUGUGUGUCGGCGAAUUUCUACAGUGCAACCAACUAUAAUUAUUGUUGUUGCUCCAUAGCACACAAAACUGUGAUAGAAAUUUGCAUUUACAUCUUGCACAAAAGCAAAAUACGCAAAAUGCUUGGGCCAGCGGUGGGUUGAUUGGCUAACAGCAAAAAUACGAAAAAAAAAAAAACAACUACAACGAAUUCGACGCUCUCUCCACGCUUGAGUUCAGUUGAGACGACUAGGUGGGACAGCAGCAGCAGCAGUAACAGCGGUUGCCACCAUCACGUGGGUCACCAACUGGGAACAGCGCAACCAACACAGCAAUGUUAAAGGUGUCAAGUGUUAUUUGCUGUUAGUUGUUGUUGGGUAUAUUCAAAACUAGAGUCGACUCCAAAGCUACCACUUCAACAAACACCAGGACAAAGGAACUUGUAACAAGAAAAGACCCGAUAUGGAGAAGCCCAUGCAGCAUGCGCCCGCUCCCGCUCCCGUUGGGAAAGUCUCUCAAAUUGCCAACAUCUUCCAGCGGAAACCCAUUGAAAUUCAGCCGGUCGAGCAGCUUAGCGCCGUGGCCGCAGCUCACGCAGCAGCCGCCGCCGCCGCAGCUGCAGCUCAUCCUCCAGUGCGCACCGAAUCCCAUUCGGCUAGAUUUAACAACGCACGAGCACUCUUUGAAAAACUGGGAGUCGAGUCCAAUGUAUCGAAUGUGAGCGCACGUCUAAUGCGCAGCGGUUCACGUGAGGAUAACCUGUACGAAGGCUCCGAUCGCUCCUCAUCGCGCUCCUCGGAUCGCUCGCAGUCUCCGCCGAAGCGGCGUAUGCCCUUCCCGUCCGGCGCAUCCCUCACUCAGAGUAACAACGGCGAUCGUCUCAACAAUACCAAAUUUAUCGUGGAUCCAACGGCAGCUGCCAAAUAUCCACAGCACAAUUUAUCACGGCUGAAGCUGGAAGAGUUGAACCAAGUUGCAGCAUCGCCGCCUCCAUCGAGCGGUUCGGUCAGUGCGCUUUUUGCCGGUGGCGGCGACAAGCCGGAGAAACCCGAGCGCAAAUUCAAUUCUCGCGAGCUUAUUGAGAAGCAAAAGAAGUGGACUUCGCACUUCACCAAGACAAAGACAACACGUACUCAUAGCGAUCUCAAUCGUUGUGAUAUCAUACGCACCGUGCCCGGCACAGGCCUCAUUAUGGAUGGCGAGAAGACGCCAAAAACGAUGCCGCCUGUACCCGUGACGGCGAGCCCGGCGGCCAUUCCUCCUCCCCCUACGGCUAUUCCACCAGAGAUAAAGCCGCGAAGUGGCAAAAUUGGCAGUCCUGUGAAAUCGCCUCCCUUGCCGCCCAUUCCAGCCAUUAAGCCAAAGAAUCUUAGUCCCGUGAAAUUCAAUACGGACCACGUGCGUUCGCCAACCAAAUGCGCUGAGGCGACGGCGCCACCACCACCACCAGCCAAAUCCGCAGCCGUCACGGCGGCCAUGCAACGCUCAGCGCUGUUGCAACAGGAGCAGCAGCAGCAGCAGCAAAUAACUGCCCCUGUGCCGCCUGAGAAGCCACGCAAAAAGUCCAUCGAUAUUGUCGACGAUGCAGCGCCUACCACUUGCUCCUCGCCCGCGUCCUGCGCCUCGCCCACCAUGAUGCAGGCAACCAAGCGAGGUUCUAUCGAUGCGGCUGUCCCUGAAGCAUCAUUUACAGGCAAUAGCAAUGGCCUUAGUGGAAGCACCAAUUCAGCAACAUCUGGCUCGCCGGUGGCCAGCGCAUCAUCGGGACCAUCCUCACCCGUGCAUACUGAGGAUGAAAAACAAGAGAAUGAGUCCACAGAGAAGUCUGAUACUGAGGCUUAUCCCAACAGCUACAAUAGUGUGCCACGACGACGACGACGGAGUGAAAACGAGGGUCAAAAAUCUGUGGACGAAACAUCAAUCCAGCAGCAGGAACAUCAAUAUUCAAGCUCCAACUCCAUCAACAACUCCCCGCAGCGUGUGCCCCACAAGCGGAGCAGCAUCACGGUAAAUAUGCCUGCGGCCGGACUGGGUCAGCGACCGCCUAGCAUCAUUUCGACGGCCAGCCAGGACGAGGGUCCUGUGCUGAGUGCGAGUGAGACAGCGUCCGAGCGGAAGAUCAAGCUACAGUCACCAGCAUGUGAUGCCACUCCGCCGGAGCAGCUCAACAACAGUCUCAACUAUGUGGAUGUCGGCUAUCGCCUCAAUCCCGAUGGCAGCGAGUCACGCGAUGUCUACAGCAGCGAAGCGGAUCUCUAUGUUACGGCCAAGGUGAGCGACAUGCAGCGUAAGUUUCACGGCGCCAACGGCUUCUCCCACGAGUCGAGCACAGUGUAUGCGAUAAUUGUGCCAGAGCAGCAAGAGCCACAGAUUGGGACAUCCUCACGUGUUCUGCUGCAGUCUCCCACAUCAAGUCUCGAUGGAUCGCCGCUAUAUCGUGGCGCCUUCAAUUCGCCGCCCGUGGGCGUGGUUUCGCCUAUAAGGCGCCGCAACAAUGGACAGCAAAGUGAACAGAAUGGCGGAGGGAGCGAAACAUGCAGCACUAAAUCCACUCCCCCAAUGUCGCCAGCUCGUGCCGGGCUAAUCAAGGGUAUUGCGCCCAUUGCGUCCAUAGAUCCUCAUGAGGCGGAACUCAACCUGGAGGAGGAGGAGGAGGAAGAAGAGGACGAGCAAUUGGCUGUGGAAUAUGUCGAGGUGAUGAAAGAGGUGGCGCCUGUUUUGCCUGAACGGCGUGCGCCUGCACUUGAGCUUCAAGAUCUGGAGUAUGCGGACACUAGCGCUGGCGAGGAUGAGGAGGACAUAUUACAACAUUUAAACACGGAUGUUAUCGAUGAGAUGAGCAAGGUGCAUGUAACUUCUGCUUCUGCUCCUGCUGCUGCUUCCGCCGCGGCCAUGCCACGCGAUGACAGCUUACCGGAUGCCAUGACAGCCGCCGAGGCCGAGCGAUUGUUGAGUUCAAGCAUUUUGGAAAACAAAAUCAGACAACAGUCGCUGCUAUCUGACGAGCAGGCAAAAGAAGUUGAGCAAAUACUCAACGUGUCGCCCAACGUGGGCGUGGCUGUUGCUGCCGUUGUUGCCACAGCAACAUCGCCGACUACCAUCAAGAAUCUCAUCGAGGAGUCUACAGCGGCCAAGGAAUCGACAGUCCCGGCCCAAGUCUCCCAAGUUCAGCAGGACACUCAAAUUUCAACUGCUCCUGUGGCUGUUGUGGAGGAGGAAGGGUCAGAUGAAGAGGAGGACCAGCAGGUCGCCGAAGACUUUGAUUCGGAUGACGUUGAAGCUGUUAAUAUUGUCGGUAUUGGACAUGCAGAACCCACAACUGGUGCUGCGUUGAAUGCGACAUUCGUAAAGGCGGAUAGUACAGAGACAGAGACUACCACAACAACAACGCCAUCGACAGCAACAGCAUCGACUACACGGCACGACGACGACGAGCCGGAGUGGCUGCGUGAUGUGCUCGAGGCGCCAACGCGUAGUCUAGAGAAUCUGCUAAUAAACACAACGACACGACGCCAAACGGAACUUGAGAAUGGCUACGAAGUCCCGGAAGCAGGGACCGAGGGAAAACAUUCCGACUUAAAUCAGACCUAUGUGACCGGCGAGUCACUGCACGAAUCAAUUGUGUCCGUGGAGUCCACACAGUCGGAUGCGACGUUCAAUCAGACGACCACCAUCGACGACAGCAUCAUCUCCAGCAAGCACAACUCCACAUAUUCGUUGGGGGGGGAUAUUGAGCAAGCAACUUGUUCGACUGUUUUGAGCACUGGCAUAACUGAGUUGGACGAUAGCCAGUAUUAUAUACCAGAAUAUCCGCCAGUAAGGAGCAAGGAGGUACUUGUGGAGGCGGGCGUGCAUUAUUUUGAGGAUGGCAAUUUUUGGAUGGAAGUGCCAGGUCUGCUAGACUUUGACGACGACGACUGCUCCUAUCCUCCAAUCACAGUACGAAAGAAUCCAAAGGUCCGCUUCAGCUCCGGCCCCAUACACGUAUAUUCGACAUUCUCUGUGACAGACUACGAUCGCCGCAAUGAAGAUGUCGAUCCGGUGGCCGCUUCGGCCGAAUAUGAACUGGAGAAGCGUGUCGAAAAGAUGCACGUCUUUCCUGUUGAAUUAAUGAAAGGUCCCGAGGGUUUAGGUCUCAGCAUUAUUGGUAUGGGCGUUGGCGCCGACGCUGGCUUAGAAAAACUAGGCAUAUUCGUCAAAACAAUCACUGACAACGGCGCCGCAGCACGCGACGGCCGUAUACAAGUCAACGAUCAGAUAAUCGAAGUAGACGGUAAAAGUCUGGUGGGCGUUACCCAAGCCUAUGCAGCUUCGGUGCUGCGCAAUACAUCCGGUCUAGUCAAAUUUCAAAUCGGACGCGAACGUGAUCCCGAAAACUCCGAAGUUGCCCAGCUCAUACGGCUGAGUCUGCAAGCUGAUCGCGAAAAAGAAGAGCGCAUUAAACGUCAACAAGAAGAGUAUCUGCGCCGCACGCUCGACUACUCCGAGGAUUCGACGCAGCCAGUUUCAGCCAAUUCAAGCGUCUGCGAGGGACCAUCUAGUCCCGUACAGGUCGAGCAUCCAAUGGAGGUCGAGGCGACACACUCACAGGAGGUUGAGUCGCUCAAGCGUCUUCUACAGGAGAGCGAAAUGGGUUGCAUGGUUAAGGAAGAAAUUAUUCAAAAUCUUAAACGGAAGUUGGUCAAGCUCGAGACAACAGGCAAUGAGAACGAACUGCUGAGUGAACGACUGCGCCAGAGUGAGCGUGAGCUGGGCAAUAUUAAGAAGGAGGCGGCCAAUCUUCAAAAUAUGCUGCAGCAGUCGCAGGCGCAGUAUAUGGCACUGGACAAAAAGUACAACAAAGCAAAGAGGCUGGUUCGCGAGUAUCAGCAGCGCGAGCUGGAUAUGUGCCAUCGCGAGGAGUUCUAUCAGCAGCUGCUGCAGGAGAAGGACACUGAGUACAAUGCGUUAGUCAAAAAGCUCAAGGAUCGUGUUAUCAAUCUGGAGCAUGAACUUCAAGAAACGCAGCGAAAGGCUGGUUUUCCAGUGGGCUUGCCCUACGAUAGCGCCACUCUUAAGUUAACUCCCCAAAUGAUGCGUAAGACGCCACCCAAGCCUCUCUUCCAUAAGCUGGAAACGGAACUAUCCGACACGGAAAUCUCCGAUCUGUCACCCGACGGAGACGGCGUCAAAACGGCAACCGUGGAGCGCAAAGUUCCCGUUAAGGACGAACUUGACGCGGCCGUGCCGCAGCACGAGCUGCUGGACAACUCUGUCAACAAAACCAAGAUCGAGCUGGCCUCCCGUGGUGGUCUAGCUAAUCGCCAGCUACCCUCGACGAACGUAUCUAAUGGUAGUAACAGCAGCGCCAAUGGAGCCAGCGAAUUGCUGCUAAAUGGCAAUCUAUGCAAGCGCAGCAGAAGCAACAGCCGUAGCUCGGAUUGCACUCUGGAUGACAGUGAGGAGGAGGAAGAGGUGGAACUGGAGCAGACUGCACUCAAUUUGGCAACGAGUGUGUCUUCCGGCCAUGAUGGCAUCAACCUAUCCAAUGGCAACUCGCACCUACUAGCCAACGUGAAUAACUUACUGCAGAAUCAUCCGCCUGCGUCAAAUACGCCUAUUGGCAGCAGCAUUGUGCCAGCCUCCGCCUCGAAUGGACAUGUAGGGACCACAACGGCCAUACUGCUUAAUUCGACGUCAUCGGCUUCGUCCAGCUCAUCGAAUCAAUCAACGGCACGCGAGGCUCAAAUCAAUCAGCUCUAUGCUCAGGUGCACAAGGAUCCCAGCAAGCAACAGCAGCAACAGCAUCAGGCCAGCACCAGUUUGUUUAAGAAUGCGCUGGGCUCGCCGGCGGAGACUGGAGGUGGAUUGAACGACUUUCAUCGCGGAAGCAUGACAACCUUUGGCACUGUGGCAAGUGGCGGUGGCAGUGCUAGUAAUCGCGAUCUCAACAGCUCAUACGACUCUAUAGUGGGCUCUAAUGAUAAGCUAGCAGAGAACGAUCAGGGCGAGAACUGGAUGUAUCCGAGCCGGCGCCGUGUGGCCCCCAACAAUGGCAGCAAGUUACCGGGCUCCACUUUCACUGAGCAGCUCAAUCAAGCACUGUCCGAUCGUGAGAGACGUUUAGGGGACGGCUCCUCGCGCCACUCCAGCGAUGAUUACACAGAGAUCAACAAGAGCCAAAGUGCCGCAGCGAUUAACUGCAAGACGCUAAUCAACGAGAUUCGCCAGGCGGUCAAUGAAGCACAGCCAAAAGUAAAACAAGUUGUUCCGCAAUCGCUCUCCCCGCCCGGCACAGUGCCCUGGCAACAGCAGCAUCAUCAGCAGCAUCAACAGCAGCAGCUAACCCAAUCAGCGCAUGUCACCGGACCGCCAUCACCGACUAGCAUGUCCUCGGGCUGCUCCUCGCCCGGUUACUCGCCCAGCCGGACCCUGGAUCUGUCCGGCUCCAGUUCUAGUUUCUCGGAUCGUAAAGCGGCUGUCGCCUGCUACAAUUAUAAAGGAGGCCCCGUACACGAAUGGACCAAGGAGCAGGUGGGACACUGGUUGAUGGGCAUUGAGCUAGAGCGCUAUAUACCUGUCUUCAAGGAGCACAACGUGGAAGGCGGCGCUUUGCUCACUCUUGACUCGAAGGACUUUAAAACAUUGGGCAUUUGCGGUGAUGACAAAAAUCGUUUAAAAAAACGAUUAAAGGACCUGAAGGCCAGCAUCGAAAAGGAGCGCAAAGACAUGGAGCGCGAACGUCGCGAACGCGAAAAGGCCAUACGCAAGGCUGAAAAGAAGGCAGCCAAAAAAAAGUAGUUGAAUUCUAGAUUUUAAGCAACAAAGUAGCCAAAAACCAAAACCAUAUAUGCAUACUAAGCACUCAUAAGAUCUAUGCAUACCACAUCAAAUGCGUUUAAUUAUAUAUAUUUAUAGAAAUAUAUCAUAUAUAUAUGAGUAUAUAAUAGUUAUAUAUCUUAUAAAAUAACUAAUAAGAAUACACAUAAUUUAUUUGUACAACAGACAUCUAUAAUACGUACUACAUUUUAACUUAUUGAAACUAAUGCAGCAUAGAUGUAUUUAUGAACUAUUCUAAUAAUUAAUAGCAAGCAACAGAUGUGGUCAGGGACGGUACAUGCCUAUAUAGAAAGUAACUUGACUUGACCAAUCUAUAAAUUUAAACCCUACAAGCUGAAUAACACACAAUUUAAAUUAUCCAAAUCAAAACAUAAGCACACACACCAACACCCAACAUAGAGAAGAAAAACAAAGCUAACAAGAGGAAGCGUUGGACUGACUGAUUUUUAUGAAUUAUUAAUAGAGAAAGGGAAAAAUUCUUUAUGCAAUUAAAAGUAAAGGAAAACGAUAAGGAGUUUGAACAAUUGAAUUGAGAAUGAAACACGAAAAGUCUUACGAGUAGCACACUUAAGGAAUUAGCUGAACAGACUUGAAGCGGCUUUCAACAGCUGCUUCAACUAAAUAUAAAAA
Messenger RNA from Drosophila montana, 8164 nucleotides. RefSeq names its product Spinophilin (gene Spn). Bases 1178 to 7495 code for a protein of 2105 amino acids. Gene Ontology annotation, cellular component: actin cytoskeleton; postsynaptic density; dendrite. Gene Ontology annotation, biological process: neuron projection development; actin filament organization; calcium-mediated signaling. The record is from RefSeq and is a predicted model, not a curated record. Gene Ontology annotation, molecular function: actin filament binding. The transcript has 15 exons. NCBI's taxonomy places the organism in Eukaryota, Metazoa, Arthropoda, Insecta, Diptera, Drosophilidae.